CACCGGUCCACCAACGCUUCUUUUUAGACAAUCCAGCCUAGUAGCUUUUUUUGGGGGAAGGCUUUACGGCUAGCUUUAUUAACUUUUUAAAUAAUGCUUACAUCAUCCGCAAGUAAAUCUAAAAUAAAGCCAGGUGGGGCGUCCAACCACAAAGACGGUGGAUCAUCCCGACCAUGCUGAGCUAGUGUAUGAGCUACCGUGUUUGAUUCUCUGUUACAAAAUUCAAAAAGAACCUUCCUGAAAUUUGUGCAUAUUUGCCGACAUUCAUCCAGUAUAGGGUCAGCCACCAUAGAAUGACCAGUAUUGUUCGCCAUUGCAUCCACAAUUGUGAUGUUAUCCGCCUGGGCGACGAUGGAGUUUGCUCCCACCGACCGAGCUAGCUUCAAACCCUUAAGAAGAGCUGCCGCCUCCGCUGAUUCAACGUCACCGACAUGCUCCAAUUUCACCGUGGAGGCCGUAAUAAAGAAACCAGCGCCGUCACGGAUAACUGCACCACAUGAUCCAGAGUAACUGUCUUCUAUGAAAAAAGCAUCUGUAUUCGGAACUAGCUGGCCAAACAAAGGUCUCUUCCAAAUAUUAGUCCUUGUGUUAACUGCCUUUUGUGUUGCUGCUCGAACAACGUUUAGGGCAACAGCUCGUAUCCGGCCUAGUAGCUACACGGCGGGGAAAAAGCAUCAGGCAAGACGGACGGUGCACUGGCUAUGAGCAUUAUAUAGGUUUUGCGCGAUUUAGGAGAGGCGAAGCCAUCAUAUCCUGGGCCUAGCAGGCCCAUCUCCCUUCCGCAAUGCAUUUUGGCUUGAGCAACAAAAAAAAAACUCCACCGGUAAAUCAAAAAACUCAUCGUCGAUCAGAUGGCGAUGCCGCAGAAGAGGCGCCGCCGCCGGAGGAGUCCUCUUCAGGAAGGAGUGUCCCGCCGGCGCCCUGGUGAAGAUGGCGCAUCGUUGUCUGGAUCCCUUGUCGAUUCGGAUAGCAGCAGCAGCCGUUUGGACGGAGGCUCUCCGCCGCCCGGACUCCCCGACGAGCCUGUUACAUCCUCAACAGAGUCAAGGUACCAUGAAAUCAUCGCCUCGCGCCUCGCCCAGUUGCAAUUACCAGUCGGCGACGACGGCUCGGAUAUGGCCGGUUUCUCAAAUCUCCCUCCCAUUGAAAUCCUCGAAGUCCUUGCUCGUAAAUCUUUCCACGAUGACUAUUCGCGAGCUGCUCUGCUAGAAUGCCAAUGCCAGAAGUUCUUGAACGAGACCCAGGGACGAAAUACAGAUUCUGGAGAAUCUGAUUCGGCCAUUGUUGAUACGGGUUCCACUUACACUGAACCCGGCGAUGUUAUCACGGAGGUGGAACACAUGAGAGACUGUGAACUACUAGGGGCUGCCAUGGAUGAAAUUGACACUUGGACCAAACUGGACCAAGAGCAGGCCAACAAGCUCCAUCUCAAGUAUGCACUCUAUCGCAUCAAAGCUUGCCUGCUGUUGAAAGGAAAGCCGGUUGACGAGCUGGAUGAUGAUGUUGCAUUGGAACGCAAGUACCCUCCAGAGCUUAUCGUGAAGAACAAGUACUUUUUUCACUAUGAGGAUGACCUCUUUGGUUGGUAUUUUGAUGCCGAACUCUGUUACAAAGCGUCCUUGAGCGACUACCAGCGGCUAGUCCUUUUAAAUGACGGUGAUGAGUAUUCGAGUUGGAGAAGAUACCAAACAUUUUAUAGCACCCCUGAAGCUGAUAGAGAUUAUCUCAGCUACUGGGAAACAAUUGCGAAGGAACUUAAAUGGCUUGAGCAGUAUCUGCUGACAAACGAGUCUUCUAUCGAGUGGGCGCAUAAACAUUCAAAGGCUACGUUCCAAGCAAUUAGGAUCGCUUCUAAGUUUCCCUGCAUGACCCUGAAACUUGCAGCUGUUGGUUUACAUGAGUAUAUAUGGAAUGCGCGCAUACAUCUCAUGUUUGUGAAAGAUCUUGAUGGUAUCUUGUAUAAUAUUUGGAGGCGGCUCAAUGCGGAUCAUCAGCUGCGUUUCAGAGAUGCUCUCAAGCAAGUUUAUGAGGCUAACUUGUUUCCAGCACACGACCGCAGUAUGAAGUAUGAGCUGGAGUAUGGCGAUUCCAAAAUGGACCUAGUAUUUGUUAAGUGCACGACGGGCCUUAGUGACGGUGUUCCAGAAGAUAGAGCCCGUGAGCUGAUUAAACAGGAAAUUCGCUGGACGCGUGAGUCGUCAGGAACGUAUGAGCGGUACGCCAGGAAGAAGCUCAAGAUUGCAGAACUGAUAGGAUUAAUUCCCAAGGACAAGAUAGCAACUGCGUAGUUGCGUUUGUUAAGAUAGCAGAUGUGUAGUUGUGUUGGUAAUGUCUUGGCGCUGGUUCCAUAAAGACCCCAGGCUGCAUUAUUCCUAGCAACGCCUGUUAGGUACCUUAUGUAUGGAAAAAAAAUCAGAUCUUGAAUUGACUAGCUAUUGUAUGGAAGAAAUUCAUCUUGAAUUGAAUAGU
Molecule: messenger RNA, 2469 nt
Organism: Triticum dicoccoides
Lineage: Eukaryota; Viridiplantae; Streptophyta; Magnoliopsida; Poales; Poaceae
Exons: 10
Coding region: 852-2288 (478 amino acids)
Source: RefSeq, a predicted model, not a curated record